AUGAUAAAGAAGGAUAAGCUGAUGGAGGUGCUAAAUUUCUACAAGGCUUUCGCCAACUCCUUUGCUAGAAACCUAGUCCUCACCUACAAUCUGACUCAUCGGCUGAAAUUUCGAAAGGUUGUCGAUGUGAAACGUGAGAAAGAACUGGACGCUCGACGGAAGAACGAGAAGUUAAUUCUUCCACCUGAUCAUCCUGGCAUGAAGAAACAUCAUACGGACCAUACCAUGAAUCGCAUUUCAUCUGUGCACUCUAUGGUCGAUGAAACGUCCAACUUACUCUCUUCAAGCUAUGUCUCACGAUCUCCACGCGCUUCGAACAAGAAUAAAAGGCCUCCUUUAGUGGUAAAAGCAUCUUAGAA
This is a messenger RNA of Strongylus vulgaris, 359 nucleotides long. The record is from the annotation of a GenBank genome assembly. NCBI's taxonomy places the organism in Eukaryota, Metazoa, Nematoda, Chromadorea, Rhabditida, Strongylidae.